Molecule: messenger RNA, 2509 nt
Organism: Peromyscus californicus insignis
Lineage: Eukaryota; Metazoa; Chordata; Mammalia; Rodentia; Cricetidae
Gene: Hrh3
Product: histamine receptor H3
Exons: 4
Coding region: 334-1812 (492 amino acids)
Biological process (GO): adenylate cyclase-activating adrenergic receptor signaling pathway
Cellular component (GO): membrane
Molecular function (GO): histamine receptor activity
Source: RefSeq, a predicted model, not a curated record
CGGGCGCGGGGCGCACUCGGCUGCGCGCUAAGCUCCGGGUGCACCGACGCUCCGCGGGCGGCUGGAGCUCGGCUUUGCUCUUGCUGUAGCAGCCGCGCCGCCCGCCCCACUCGACUCAGAUUCCGACCCCAGCCCCCUCUGCACCGCCCUCCCGGACUCCAACCCAGGCUCCCAUACCCGGCCCCGCGGACCAUGCUCCGGGCACCCCCCGGAAAACCGGGCUGGGUGAAGAGCAGGCAAAGACUAGGCUCCCGAGCAGGGGCCCCACCCGGCUGCCCUUCUUUCGGCCCGCACCCUGCCCUGUGUCCCUGAGCGGUGUGAGCCUGCUGGGCCAUGGAGCGCGCGCCGCCCGACGGGCUGCUGAACGCGUCGGGCGCUCUGGCCGGUGAGGCGGCGGCCACAGGCGGGGCGCGCAGCUUCUCCGCUGCCUGGACCGCUGUCCUGGCUGCGCUCAUGGCGCUGCUCAUCGUGGCCACAGUGCUGGGCAACGCUCUGGUCAUGCUCGCCUUCGUGGCAGAUUCGAGCCUCCGCACCCAGAACAACUUCUUUCUGCUCAACCUCGCCAUCUCCGACUUCCUCGUAGGGUUGGCAGAAGCCCAGGUUCUGGGUCCAGAAGUCCUUAUGUGGAGGUCCUUCCUCCUGCCUCCAGGUCCAGGAGACAUCGGUGGUCUGGAGAUUUUGUGGAGGCUGGAGGCUGGCAGUUGCUCAGUUGUGGGGGAACAGGGUGCCUUCUGCAUCCCAUUGUAUGUACCCUAUGUGCUGACGGGCCGCUGGACCUUUGGCCGGGGCCUCUGCAAGCUGUGGCUGGUGGUAGACUAUCUGCUGUGUGCCUCCUCAGUCUUCAACAUCGUGCUGAUCAGCUAUGACCGAUUCCUGUCAGUCACUCGAGCUGUCUCCUACCGGGCCCAGCAGGGGGACACACGAAGGGCAGUGCAGAAGAUGGCACUAGUGUGGGUGCUGGCCUUCCUGCUGUACGGGCCUGCCAUCCUGAGUUGGGAGUACCUGUCUGGUGGCAGCUCCAUCCCCGAGGGCCACUGCUACGCUGAGUUCUUCUACAACUGGUACUUCCUCAUCACGGCCUCCACUCUGGAGUUUUUCACGCCUUUCCUCAGUGUUACCUUCUUCAACCUCAGCAUCUACCUGAACAUCCAGAGGCGCACCCGCCUCCGGCUGGACGGGGCCCGUGAGGCUGGUCCAGAACCCCCACCUGACGCCCAGCCCUCACCACCUCCAGCUCCCCCCAGCUGCUGGGGCUGCUGGCCCAAAGGGCAUGGGGAGGCCAUGCCACUGCACAGGUACGGGGUGGGCGAGGCAGGCCCUGGUGUGGAGGCUGGGGAGGCUGCUCUCGGGGGUGGCAGUGGUGGGGGCGCUGCUGCCUCACCCACCUCCAGCUCUGGCAGCUCCUCGAGGGGCACUGAGAGGCCACGCUCACUCAAAAGGGGCUCCAAGCCAUCAGCGUCUUCAGCAUCCCUGGAGAAGCGCAUGAAGAUGGUGUCCCAGAGCAUCACCCAGCGCUUUCGGCUGUCACGGGACAAGAAGGUGGCCAAGUCUCUUGCCAUCAUUGUGAGCAUCUUUGGGCUCUGCUGGGCCCCGUAUACACUCCUAAUGAUCAUCCGAGCUGCUUGCCAUGGCCACUGCAUCCCCGACUACUGGUACGAGACGUCCUUCUGGCUUCUGUGGGCCAACUCAGCCGUCAACCCCGUGCUCUACCCGCUGUGCCACUACAGCUUCCGCAGGGCCUUCACCAAGCUCCUCUGUCCCCAGAAGCUCAAGGUCCAGCCCCAUGGCUCCCUGGAGCAGUGCUGGAAGUGAGCAGCUGCUCCACUCUUCUGCGGCUGUACCCUUGUAUUUGUUUCAUGGGCAGCCCCAGGUGUGGGCCCUGCCUUGUCCAUGGCCGCUCUAAACGCCAUGAUAGCCUCUUAGAUCAUCAGCCCUGCAGUGGGGCAGCCUGGUAGGCUGGCUAGGGGCCCUCACUGGUGGAACUGGAGCAUGCUGGCUGGCUCUGCCGCCACAUUCUCCAUCACCCCAGAAGAGACAAUCCAGGAGUCCCAGGCAUGCAUCCCACCUCCACAGACAACGCAGUGCCAGUGGGGUCCCCUUUUGCACACUUAGUGGUUGGUGUCCUCUCUAAUGCAAAUCUUGGUGUGUGCUCCAGGCUCCUGCCCCAGCAGUGUGCCCUGCAUGUGCACACAACUGCCGCACACCCACCACACACUGCAACUCUUCCCUCUCCCAGACAAUCUGGGGAUGAUGCUCUUUGCUGCCUUUGUCUCUUGCUUAAGCCCAGAGCCUAGUUCCUUUAACCUUAUCCCUUCAACUCUUUGCCCCACCAAGUGUCAAGUGCCCCAGGAACCUUGAAGCCUUGCUCUGCUUUUCCAUUCUGGAUGUUUUCAAGGAAGAUGGAAGAGAAGAAAACACGUCUGUGAACUUGAUGUUCCUUGGAUGUUUAAUCAAGAGAGACAAAAUUGCCGAGGAGCUUGGGGCUGGAUUGGCAGGUGUGGGCUCCCAC